This is a messenger RNA of Lathyrus oleraceus (garden pea), 1892 nucleotides long. Its product is annotated as probable folate-biopterin transporter 6. The coding region runs from base 238 to 1701 and encodes 487 amino acids. The transcript has 4 exons. Gene Ontology annotation, cellular component: membrane. The record is from RefSeq and is a predicted model, not a curated record. Lineage: Eukaryota; Viridiplantae; Streptophyta; Magnoliopsida; Fabales; Fabaceae.
AUCUAAUCAUAGUAACUUUCUCCAACUGAAUUUAACUAGAUCUACUUAUAUUAUAUCACCGGCAACUAUUUGACUUAAAAAUCACAUACAAGUUGCAAAUGCACCAAUUAAUAAUUUGAGUACAACUACACUCCCUCCCAAAUUCAACUAUCUCUAAAGUUUUCAAGUCAAACCAAAAACCUUCUAAUUUCAUCUUCCUCUAAAUCCAAAACAUGAUCUAACAAAACAAUCUCAACCAUGUCAACCCAACAAGAUCAAACCAAAAACCCAUUCAUAUCAAUCCUAACCCAACCAAUACAAUGGCUAACAAUGCUAACCCAUCAUCUCAACCCAUCUUUCAUAGCAGGAAUUUUCCUAAUAUACGGCAUAGGCCAAGGCUUCUCCGGUUCAUUCUUCAAACUCGUUUCAGAUUAUUACUGGAAAGACAUUCAAAAAAUACAACCUUCAACUGUUCAACUCUACGUUGGUAUUUACUUCAUACCAUGGAUUCUCAAACCCAUUUGGGGGAUUCUCACCGACGCUUUUCCGUUACUGGGUUACCGUCGCCGCCCUUAUUUUAUCCUCGCCGGAGUUGUUGGAUUGGUGUCGGCUUCUGUGGUUGCGGUGAAAGGAAACCUUGCUCCUGUGGCGGCGUUGAUGUGUUUUCUUGGUGUUUCUGCUAGUCUUGCUAUUGCGGAUGUUACUAUUGAUGCUUGUAUUGCAAGGAAUAGUAUUGAGGUUCCGGGUUUGGCUCCUGAUUUGCAGAGUUUGUGUGGCUUUUGUUCGGGCUCUGGUGCUCUUAUUGGGUAUCUUGUUAGUGGAUUCUUUGUUCAUCAUCUUGGUCCACAGGGGUCACUUGGUCUUAUGGCAAUUUUUCCUGCUUUGACAAUUGUACUGGGUUUUGUGAUCUAUGAAAAGAGAGCCAUUGGCUUGCAUACUGAAAAGAAGCAGGGAGCGAUGGAGAAUGCGGGAAUGACAAUUAGAAGCAUGUACAAAACAAUAAAGUAUCCUCAAGCGUGGAAGCCUUCUCUUUACAUGUUCCUUUCCCUUUCUCUUAAUGUAACCACUCAUGAAGGUCACUUUUACUGGUAUACUGAUUCAAAAGCCGGUCCUGCAUUCUCUCAGGAGUUUGUUGGAGUAAUCUAUGCAAUUGGAGCAGUGGCUUCAAUAAUAGGUGUUCUAAUCUACCACAAGUAUCUAAAAAACUACACAUUUAGAAACCUAGUAUUCUAUGCACAACUCCUAUACGCAAUAUCAGGCGUAUUGGACUUAAUCUUUGUUCUCCGUUGGAAUUUGAAAAUUGGAAUCCCUGACUACUUUUUUGUUGUCAUUGAAGAAACCGCUGUUAGAAUCACAGGCAAAAUAAGGUGGAUGCCAAUGAUGGUACUGAGUGCAAAACUAUGUCCUCUAGGAAUUGAAGGAACAUUUUUCGCUCUUUUAAUGUGUAUUGAUAGUGUUGGUGCACUUAUAUCCAAAUGGGGUGGAGGGUUACUUCUACGCGUCCUUCAUAUUACCAGAAGUGAUUUUAACAACCUAUGGUUGGCUGUUCUUAUAAGGGACAUUCUUAGAUUUGUUACACUUGUUUUGGUUUUUCUUGUUCCUAAUGUAGGACCUUAUGAAGGAUUGCUUCCUUCUGAUGGUUGUGAAAUGGAUAAAAGAGAUGGUAAUGUUGAUGAAGAGACCUUGGAGCUUGUUCCCAUCAACGCCAAAAUUGAAGUUUAGAGAAGUUUUGUCAUGUAACUAAUGUUAACCACUAUAUGCAUUUAGUUACAUGCAUAUACAUGGAUUUUUGUAUAAGAACAUUCUUGUAUAGAUUAUAUUGAUUAAUUACACGAAUGGUAUACACAAAAAUAAUUUGUUUUAGAUUUACUUUUUAAAUACAUACAAUUUACAAGUUUCUGGUUGUGCUUAUU